AUGGGAUCUAUUGGCGAUUUGUUUCGUAUUAAUAUUACAUUAUUUCUUCGAAUAUUAGCAUUUGGUUUUGGAAUUCAUUCAAUUCAGUCUUCACAUGUAUUUUGUAAAUUAAUAAGCUAUAUUACGAUAUGUUCUAUGGUGUUAUCAAAUGGCUCAAUUGUACUAGCCUCAAUUGAUCGUUAUGUUCUUACGAGUAGAAGUGUUAAUAUGAGAAGUUUAGCGAAUAUUUCAAUUGCAAAACGAUUAGCAUUUAUAAUAAUUUGUCUCUCAUUUGUUUUUCCAAUACAUCUACUUUUUGACUAUAAUGCGGCAAAAAGUAUUCGGGUUUGUGUUUUAAAGUUUUCAUCAAAAGUAUACAAAGCAUUUUUAAGUGUUUCUUAUUUGAUUCUAUUUGGUAUUUUACCUCCAACGUUAUUAAUUACUUUUGGUAUUUUAACAUUGAAAAAUAUUCGUUCUCUACGUAGUAGUCGUAGUAAUUUUCUUCGACGAAUUGACUAUAAUUUAACAAUAAUGGUAUUAAGUCAAAUUAUAUUAACCAUUCUAGCUCCACUAGCAUAUUCGAUUUAUGCUGUUUACAACAAUUACAUCGGAGACACAACAGAACAAAAUAUGUGGGUUAAUCAUCUUGUGGCAUUAAUAUCUUAUAUUGAAUGCACUUGUGGAUUCUACUUUUAUAUCGGUAUAUCAAAACGUUUUCGUCAACAUUUUUUUAAAAUAAUAACAAGACAACAUCCUGGUCGUUUUCAAACAUCUAGUGAAUAA
This is a messenger RNA of Didymodactylos carnosus, 762 nucleotides long. Lineage: Eukaryota; Metazoa; Rotifera; Eurotatoria; Philodinida; Philodinidae. The record is from the annotation of a GenBank genome assembly.